Molecule: messenger RNA, 1922 nt
Organism: Xylaria bambusicola
Lineage: Eukaryota; Fungi; Ascomycota; Sordariomycetes; Xylariales; Xylariaceae
Product: isocitrate lyase
Exons: 4
Coding region: 145-1791 (548 amino acids)
Biological process (GO): carboxylic acid metabolic process
Molecular function (GO): isocitrate lyase activity
Source: RefSeq, a predicted model, not a curated record
UCCUAACUCUACGUGAUACCCACCACAUUCCAUUGUCUUCGAGUAACACACUCUCACAUUUCCUUUGAGAGGCGCACCACUACUAGAGCUGAAUUGCUUAAUCUAUCAAGUCUACUGCUACAUCAUACACUUGAGCUAUUCAUUAUGGCAUCGAAUAACAUGAUCAACCCGGCCGUCGAUCCGAACAUCGAAGACGAGCUUUUCGCUCAAGAGGUUGAGGCUGUGAAGAGGUGGUGGAGUGAUUCAAGAUGGAGGUACACCAAGCGACCAUUCACAGCGGAACAGAUCGUCUCAAAACGCGGCACAUUGCAAGUUCAGUACCCUGGCAAUGCGCAGUCGAAAAAGUUAUGGGACAUCUUGGAAAACAGAUUCAAGAAUAGAGAUGCAAGCUACACUUAUGGCUGCUUAGAACCUACGGCGCUCACACAGAUGGCUAAGUAUCUGGAUACUGUCUAUGUUUCAGGCUGGCAGUCAUCAUCUACCGCCUCGUCGUCAGAUGAGCCGGGUCCUGACCUGGCUGACUACCCCUAUACCACCGUUCCCAACAAAGUAAGCCAUCUUUUCAUGGCUCAGCUAUUUCACGACCGCAAGCAACGUCAAGAGCGCCUCAGCGCACCCAAAUCUCUACGCUCAAAGCUCGCCAAUAUCGAUUAUCUCCGCCCCAUCGUUGCCGACGCCGAUACGGGACAUGGCGGUCUAACAGCUGUGAUGAAGCUCACAAAGCUCUUCAUCGAGAAAGGCGCAGCUGGUAUUCACAUCGAAGAUCAAGCCCCCGGCACGAAGAAGUGCGGACACAUGGCGGGUAAAGUCCUCGUACCCAUCAGCGAACACAUCAAUCGUCUCGUCGCGAUCCGCGCGCAGGCCGAUAUUAUGGGCACGGAUUUGCUAGCUAUCGCGCGUACCGACGCCGAGGCAGCAACGCUUAUCACCACAACGAUCGACCCGCGAGACCACGCAUUCAUCAUCGGCACCACGAAUCCUAACCUCCAACCUCUGAACGACCUUAUGAUCGCUGCCGAGCAGGCUGGCAAGAACGGCGAAGAACUACAAGCUAUUGAAGACGCGUGGCUGAAGCAGGCCAACUUGAAGCGUUUCGACGAGGCCGUUGUAGAUGCCAUCACGGCUUCACGGACUGUGGCCGGAGACAAGAAGGCGUUGAUCAAGCAAUACCUGGCGCAGGCCAAGGGCAAGAGCAAUUCCGAGGCUCGCGCCGUUGCCCACGGUAUCCUCGGUGAGGACGUCUACUUCAACUGGGACGCUCCGCGCGUACGCGAGGGUUACUACCGAUUAAAGGGUGGCUGCGACUGCGCCAUCAACCGCGCCGUCGCAUACGCACCGUACUGCGAUGCCAUCUGGAUGGAGAGCAAACUGCCCGACUACCAGCAAGCGAAAGAGUUUGCCGACGGAGUCCACGCCGUUUGGCCGGAGCAGAAGCUAGCAUAUAACCUCUCGCCCUCCUUCAACUGGAAGACGGCCAUGCCCCGAGCGGAACAGGAGACCUACAUCCGCCGGCUCGCAGCGUUGGGAUACUGCUGGCAAUUCAUUACGCUGGCAGGUCUGCACACAACGGCGCUGGCAGCUGACCGAUUCGCCCAGGCGUACGCAAAGAACGGCAUGCGUGCGUACGGCGAGCUCGUCCAGGAGCCGGAGAUGGAGGCCGGCGUCGACGUCGUCAAGCACCAGAAGUGGAGCGGCGCCACCUACGUCGACGAACUCCAGAAGAUGGUUACCGGCGGCAUCAGCUCAACGGCCGCCAUGGGCCAGGGCGUUACAGAGGACCAGUUCCAUUGAUGAAUUAGAUCAUUACGAAAAUUUUUGUUUCCGGAAAACUUUCGAGUUGGCAGUGUGGAUUUAAGUUGCUGGGUUGGUAAUCUGGAAAAGAAGAGCCACCAGUUUUUACCUUGCGUUGCAUAUAUACUUCC